AAGGCAUAGUAGUAUGAUAGUCUAGGUACAUGCUGGAGAACAGUUACCGCCGUCGUAAAUCAACUCGAUUGCAUCUUUGAUUGUUAGUUUUUGCAGUGCGCCCGCUCGUUACUCUCACAAUUUUCUCAUACACUUCUCUACCUAGUUCGCUGAUCACGUGUGUUCGUCUCGUAAACAUACCUGUAUAUUUUUUGUCGUAUAUCGUCAUCGUGUGUUACCAAUAAAUCUGCAUUUUUUCCUCUACCAAUACUAUUACUGAGUGCGUGAUCAAUUUGCGGCUGUGAUAUAUUUUUUAGUGAAAAUUAUACUCGUAUUUGUUAAUCGAAAUCGAUUCUACCAUUUCUAUUCCUCCUGCAGUUACCUACCAUAACCUUUGGAAAUAUGUUCGUGUGGAAGUGAGAUCUACCAUUUGAAGAAAAAAAAAACGUGCAUCGUCGAGAAUAAACAUGAGCUGCAAUUGUCCGGCCACCGAGCCGGGGCCAACGUUGGCCAGUACGUGCGGAGGUUCGGCGUUUAUGAUAUUUAUGGGAUUACUGGAAGUAUUUAUUAGAUCACAAUGCGAUCUAGAAGAUCCAUGUAAUCGGCCUAAAUCUCGAGUAAUGUUGGAUACCGAAUACGACUUUAUCGUAAUAGGAGGCGGAUCUGCCGGUGCUGUGGUUGCUAGUCGACUUUCUGAGGUUCCUCAUUGGAGAGUAUUAUUAAUUGAAGCCGGAUUAGAUGAACCUACUGGGACUCAAGUACCAUCUAUGUUUUUAAAUUUCAUUGGAUCACCUAUAGACUGGGGAUUCAAGACGGAACCUGAAGAAAUGGCAUGCCUAGAUGAUAAGGAAAGACGUUGUUAUUGGCCUCGAGGAAAGGUUUUAGGCGGUACGAGUGUAAUGAACGGUAUGAUGUACAUUCGAGGCAGUAAACUGGACUUCGAUAAUUGGGCCAAGCAAGGCAAUUACGGAUGGAGUUACCAAGAAGUAUUGCCUUACUUUUUAAAGUCUGAAGACAAUCUGCAAGCGAACAUCAUGGACCCAGGAUUCCACGGCGUUGGAGGUCCUCUUACAGUAACUCAAUUCCCUUACCAUCCGCCAUUAUCGCAUGCCAUUGUCCAAGCCGGAAGCGAAUUAGGUUACCGGAACAUCGAUCUCAACGGUAAAUUCCACACCGGAUUCGCCAUCGCUCAAACAACUUCGAGAAACGGAUCUAGACUGAGUACGGCCAAAGCGUUCCUUCGUCCUGCUAAAGACAGACCUAAUUUACACAUUUUGCUCAACACGACCGCCACCAAAGUACUCAUCGAUCCGAAAACCAAAUCUGCCUACGGCGUUGAAAUGUUCAUUAACGGUUACACCCAACGAGUGCUGGCCAAAAACGAAGUGAUCAUCAGUGGCGGAGCUGUCAACAGCCCUCAGCUUCUGUUACUCUCCGGUGUCGGUCCCAAAGAAGAUUUACGCCAAGUCAACGUACCAUUGGUUCAUCAUUUACCCGGAGUCGGUCGUAAUCUCCACAAUCAUGUAGCCUUCUUCGUUAAAUUCUUCAUCAAUGAUUCCUCAACCGCGCCUUUGAACUGGGCCACAGCCAUGGAAUAUCUGCUGUUCCGCGACGGUCUCAUGUCCGGUACUGGUAUCUCCGAAGUAACCGGCUUUGUCAAUACUAAAUUAGCCAAUCCUUCGUUAGAUCAUCCCGAUGUACAGUACUUCUUCGGAGGUUAUCUGGCAAAUUGUGCGCAAACCGGACAAGUCGGUGAGAAAAUAGCAGACUCUGGAGAAAAGGGUCUAAGAGGUAUAGACAUCAUUCCAGCCGUGCUGCAUCCCAAGAGUAGAGGAUACCUAAAACUGAAAGAUAACAAUCCGUUGUCUCAUCCUUUGAUCUACCCGAAAUACCUUACUCAUCCCGAUGACGUUACCAGAUUAGUCGAAGGUAUCAAAAUCGCCAUCCAAUUAACCGAAACGAACGCUUUAAAGAAAUACGGCUUCCAGUUAGAUAAGACUCCCGUAAAAGGUUGCGAGAACUUGACUUUUGGCUGUGAUUCGUAUUGGGAAUGUGCCGUAAGAAAACUGACCGGCCCGGAGAACCAUCAAGCUGGUAGUUGUCGCAUGGGACCAGCCGGUGAUCCUCUUGCAGUCGUCGAUCCCGAAUUGAAGGUUCACGGUAUCGAUAAAUUGAGAGUAAUCGAUGCUUCGAUUAUGCCUGCCGUUACUUCCGGUAACACCAACGCGCCCGUAAUUAUGAUCGCUGAAAAAGGAGCCGAUAUGAUUAAACGAAGAUGGAUCGGACGAAAAGUACCAUUCAACGAGAAAAAUCAAACUCAAAAGCGGAAUGCGUUUGCAAGCCAUUAACAGUACCAAAGAUUUUGAGUUUAUUUAGAUAAAUUAGCCAUGGCGAUGUGUUGUCACGCGAUUGGAAUUAUUUUUCAUGUUUUUAAUUUUGUAUGAGAUUUUUUCUCUCUCUUUUUUGCUGAUGAUUUUUUUAUGUUUUCGUAAAUUAUAUUCUGUAUUUUAUAAGAUGUUAAUUUAAAAAUCGUGUAUGUAAAAAGCUCGUGUGUGUAAUUUAAUUUUUACAAUAAGUGAAAAAAUCAAAAUAUUUUAUUGUGUAAUUUUAAAUAAAUUUUUUCAAUAUUUA
This is a messenger RNA of Planococcus citri (citrus mealybug), 2610 nucleotides long. It is a transcript of the gene Gld, whose product is annotated as Glucose dehydrogenase. The transcript is spliced from 5 exons. The coding region runs from base 447 to 2327 and encodes 626 amino acids. NCBI's taxonomy places the organism in Eukaryota, Metazoa, Arthropoda, Insecta, Hemiptera, Pseudococcidae. The record is from RefSeq and is a predicted model, not a curated record. Gene Ontology annotation, molecular function: oxidoreductase activity, acting on CH-OH group of donors; flavin adenine dinucleotide binding.